Closterium sp. NIES-65 is the source of this 3324-nucleotide messenger RNA. The record is from the annotation of a GenBank genome assembly. NCBI's taxonomy places the organism in Eukaryota, Viridiplantae, Streptophyta, Zygnematophyceae, Desmidiales, Closteriaceae.
AUGGUUCUUCCCAACAUUAGUUUCUCUAUGGGCCAACCUACCAUCGGCGCAACUGGCGCACCGGCUGGCGGAGGCCCCCCCAGCGGGCCUCCCCCCCAUGGCGGACCAACCCCCGCGCUUCCCCCCUAUCCCCCACCGUCCAAUGAGGGUUACCCCUCCGGCGGAGGGUACCCGCCGGAUUCUGGGCCGCGUUCUACGGGGCUCGGCGCGCUUGGUGUCGGCGGGGACGGGGGAGACAUGCGCGGGGAUACGCGCGGGGAGCACGGAGAACACAGGCAGAAGCGCUCCGCGGGGGAGAUGUACGGCGGGGAACCGGGCGACUCCGCGCGGGGUGGGGAGCGGGGGGAGCGCGGGGAGCGCGGAGGUGGUCCAGGCGGAGAGAGGGGCGGGGGGAGCGGGGAGCAGAAGCGUUGGCCGGGAUGGCCAGGGGAUAACGUGUUCCGCUUCGUGGUGCCGAUGGGGAAGGUGGGGAGCAUCAUAGGGCGGCGCGGCGAGUAUGUGAAGAAGAUCUGUGACGAGACCAAGGCGCGCGUUAAGAUCGUGGAGGGCGCUCCAGGCCAUGACGACCGCGUGUAUUUGCUCGUGCUAGGCAUUGCAUCAGGGGCAUUGGACGGACUUGGGCAUUGCGUUGAGCAUAACGGCGGCAGCAGCUUGGACGAGUCGACCCUCUCCCCUCUCUCUCUCAUCGCCGUCACGUCACUCCACCUCAUUCCCCCGUGCCUCACUCACAUCGCUCUGUACCUACCUCCCCAGGUGCUGGUUUCAGGGCGGGAGGAGGGAGGAACCGCCGCUCCUUUCCCCUUACCCAAUGUCCAACAUUCACCAGCCUCUCCCCAAUCUCCGUCAUUCUUCCCCCCCAUCCCUACUACUCCUCAGGUGCUGGUGUCAGGCAGGGAGGACCCAGACUCAGAGCUUCCCCCAGCCGUGGUGGCGAUGAUGCGUGUGCACCGUCGGAUCGUGGAGGGCGUAUCAGAGGACGAGAUCGAGGCGUCUCAGCCGGGGGAGGGGUUCCGUGGGCAGGUGGCCACGCGGUUACUGGUGCCGGCUACCCAAGCAGGGAGUUUGAUUGGGCGGCAGGGGCAGACGAUCAAGGCGCUGCAGGACAGCACAGGGGCGCACAUCCGGAUUCUCUCUCUCGGUAUGCUGGCUGAAGUUUGCGUUUCUGAUAGGUGCGUGUUGGAGGACGAGAUCGAGGCGUCUCAGCCGGGGGAGGGGUUCCGUGGGCAGGUGGCCAUUCGCCUGCUGGUGCCAGCCACACAGGCUGGGAGUUUGAUCGGGCGCCAGGGGCAGACGAUUAAAGCACUGCAGGACAGCACAGGGGCGCACAUCCGGAUCCUCUCUCUCGAGGACGUGCCGCCAUGCGCACUGGAGGACGACAGGGUGGUGGAGGUGACGGGGGAGUAUGCGUGUGUGCACGAGGCAGUGAAGGGCGUCACUCUGCAUCUCAGGCGCUUCCUCUGUGACCACUCCGUGCUGCCGCUCUUUGAGCAAUGCAGGCACAUAAAUAACUCUGUCGCUGCGACCAUUCUGUGCUGCCGCUCUUUGAGCAAUGGGUAUGUCCCUCCAUCCUCCCAUGCACCCAUCCUCCCAUGCACCCAUCCUCCCAUGCACCCAUCCUCCCAUGCACCCAUCCUCCCAUGCACCCAUCCUCCCAUGCACCCAUCCUCCCAUGCACCCAUCCUCCCAUGCACCCAUCCUCCCAUGCGCCCAUCCUCCCAUGCACCCAUCCUCCCAUGCACCCAUCCUCCCAUGCACCCAUCCUCCCAUGCACCCAUCCUCCCAUGCACCCAUCCUCCCAUGCACCCAUCCUCCCAUGCACCCAUCCUCCCAUGCACCCAUCCUCCCAUGCACCCAUCCUCCCAUGCACCCAUCCUCCCAUGCACCCAUCCUCCCAUGCACCCAUCCUCCCAUGCACCCAUCCUCCCAUGCACCCAUCCUCCCAUGCACCCAUCCUCCCAUGCACCCAUCCUCCCAUGCACCCAUCCUCCCAUGCACCCAUGCCCAUCCUCCCAUGCACCCAUCCUCCCAUGCACCCAUCCUCCCAUGCACCCAUCCUCCCAUGCACCCAUCGUCCCAUGCACCCAUCCUCCCAUGCACCCAUCCUCCCAUGCACCCAUCGUCCCAUGCACCCAUCCUCCCAUGCACCCAUCGUCCCAUGCACCCAUCCUCCCAUGCACCCAUCGUCCCAUGCACCCAUCGUCCCAUGCACCCAUCCUCCCAUGCACCCAUCCUCCCAUGCACCCAUCGUCCCAUGCACCCAUCCUCCCAUGCACCCAUCGUCCGAUGCACCCAUCGUCCCAUGCACCCAUCGUCCCAUGCACCCAUCGUCCCAUGCACCCAUCCUCCCAUGCACCCAUCGUCCCAUGCACCCAUCGUCCCAUGCACCCAUCCUCCCAUGCACCCAUCGUCCCAUGCACCCAUCGUCCCAUGCACCCAUCGUCCCAUGCACCCAUCGUCCCAUGCACCCAUCCUCCCAUGCGCCCAUCCUCCCAUGCACCCAUCGUCCCAUGCACCCAUCGUCCCAUGCACCCAUCCUCCCAUGCACCCAUCCGCUCCUUCCCUCCCCCCAUGGACCCCAGGGGUGCGCCCUACUCUUCCCCCUCUAGCCGCGGAGGGGGGUGGGGGAACCCGCCCCCGGGGGGAAUGCACUCUCCCCCCCAUCGCUCCCGCUUCGACCUCCCCCCCUCUGCUGCGCCUGACCCAUAUGGCUCCCUCUCUUCCCUGGGAAGCAUGGGGGGUGCUGACAGGUACGGCUCAGCCAUGGGAGGCCUGGGAGCAGGUUCGGGAGGAGGCUUGGGCUACAGCCAGCAGAUUUCUCAACCGCCGCCGCCGCAGCAGCAGCAGCCACCGCCACCAUACCAGCAACAGCCGUACCAGCAGCAGCAGCAGCAGCAGCAGCCGGGGACGCAGGCAGGAGGCGGAUAUGGGGGCGCAGGGGGGAUGGGGGGAGCAGGGGGGGCGGCAGCGGGGCCAGGGGGAGGGGGAAUGGAUGCAAGCGGGCAGUUGAGGGCAGCUCUGUCUAAGUAUGGGAGAGAGACGCCUGCUGCUGCUGCCGCUGCCGCUAUGACCAACACUGUCUCGCCUGUCGUCACGCAGGUCAGCGCAACCAUGCAGAUCCCUCUGUCAUAUGUGGAUGCCAUCAUCGGCCCCAACGGCACCAACAUCGUCUUCCUGCGCCGCACCAGCGGGGCCGCAGUGACCAUUCAGGAGAGCCGGGGGGCGGGCGGGCAGCCGGAGAUGACAGUGGAGGUGCGGGGCAGUGCGACGCAGGUGCAGACGGCACAGCAGUUGAUAGAGGUGCGUGGGGAAGAGUUGAUUCGCUGA